Molecule: messenger RNA, 516 nt
Organism: Ruditapes philippinarum (Manila clam)
Lineage: Eukaryota; Metazoa; Mollusca; Bivalvia; Venerida; Veneridae
Exons: 5
Coding region: 104-451 (115 amino acids)
Source: RefSeq, a predicted model, not a curated record
AUACGACAAAUAAAGGUCAAUUUAAUAAGGUUGUCGCCUUUACAAAAAGUCUGAUGAAAACCUCCUGUUCCCAUUACGACUUUCGUGACACAACCAGUACAAUAUGAAGCUCCUCCUCGUCUGUCUGCUGCUCCCAGCUGUCCUUGCCGCUCCUUCAGAUGAAAGAAGGUUCAUAGUGGGCUCAUUUCAAGUUGAAAAGCUCUUUGAUGUUGAAUCCUUGAAAUGUGAUGUUCAAAUCAUGCUUGACGCCGUUGGUGACGAUCCAACAGAAGUAGCAUGCGAAGGUGAAUGUCAUAAUCUAUUAGCAGAAGGCAAUGUUAUGAACUUCGGAUGUCCACUAGUGUGCCAUGCAUUUCAGAACCUUGCCCACUAUUUUCACGAGACACCUAAACCCGGACAGCAACACGCACACUGUGGGGGACUUUUACUUUCAACUACCAAGGCUGCAUAAAUCAAACGAUACAAAUCAAUGAUAUAAAUUCUAAAAUAAUAAAUAAAUAAAUUCAAGAGAUCAAA